CUGUGCAGGGCCCUCCCGCGGUGAGUACCCCCGCCUAGGCCACCCUCCUGUGGUGCCUGGGCCACGACCUAAGCCUAACCCGGUCCUCCUCGCCCUCCAACGCCCGGCCUUCCCGCCUCAGCCGGCCGCCGCGUCCCUACAGGGGCUAGCGCGCUUGGACAAAGAGCCAUGGAGGCUGUGGAACUCGCCAGAAAGCUGCAGGAGGAAGCUACGUGCUCCAUCUGUCUGGACUACUUCACAGACCCUGUGAUGACCGCCUGUGGCCACAACUUCUGCCGCGCGUGCAUCCAGCUGAGCUGGGAGAAGGCGCGGGGCAAGAAGGGGAGGCGGAAGCGAAAGGGCUCCUUCCCCUGCCCCGAGUGCAGAGCAAUGUCCCCGCAGAGGAACCUGCUGCCCAACCGGCUGCUGACCAAGGUGGCCGAGAUGGCACGGCAGCAUCCUGGCCUGCAGAAGCAAGACCUGUGCCAGGAGCACCAGGAGCCCCUCAAGCUUUUCUGCCAGGAGGACCAGAGCCCCAUCUGUGUGGUGUGCAGGGAGUCCCGGGAGCACCGACUGCACAGGGUGCUGCCCGCCGAGGAGGCAGUGCAGGGGUACAAGGCAAAGCUGGAGAAGUCACUGGAGCAUCUCCGGAAGCAGAUGCAGGAUGCGUUGCUCUUCCAAGCCCAGGCGGAUGAGACCUGCGUCUUGUGGCAGAAGAUGGUGGAGAGCCAGCGGCAGAACGUGCUGGGUGAGUUCGAACGUCUUCGCCGUUUGCUGGCAGAGGAGGAGCAGCAGCUGCUGCAGAGGCUGGAGGAGGAGGAGCUGGAGGUGCUGCCCCGGCUGCGGGAGGGUGCAGCCCGCCUAGGCCAGCAGACCGCCCACCUAGCUGAGCUCAUCGCCGAGCUCGAGGGCCGCUGCCAGCUGCCUGCGCUGGGGCUGCUUCAGGACAUCAAGGACGCCCUGCGCAGGGUCCAGGAUGUGAAGCUGCAGCCCCCAGAAGUUGUGCCCAUGGAGCUGAGGACCGUGUGCAGGGUCCCGGGGCUGGUGGAGACACUGCGGAGGUUUCGAGGGGAUGUGACCUUGGACCCGGAUACUGCCAACCCUGAGCUGAUCCUGUCUGAAGACAGGCGGAGCGUGCAGCGGGGGGACCUGCGGCAGGCCCUGCCGGACAGCCCGGAGCGCUUUGACCCCGGCCCCUGCGUGCUGGGCCAGGAGCGUUUCACCUCAGGCCGCCACUACUGGGAGGUGGAGGUUGGGGACCGCACCAGCUGGGCCCUGGGGGUAUGCAGGGAGAAUGUGAACAGGAAGGAGAAGGGCGAACUGUCCGCGGGCAACGGCUUCUGGAUCCUGGUCUUCCUGGGGAGCUAUUACAAUUCCUCUGAACGGGCCUUGGCUCCACUCCGGGACCCACCCAGGCGUGUGGGGAUCUUUCUGGACUACGAGGCCAGACAUCUCUCGUUCUACAGCGCCACCGAUGGGUCGCUGCUAUUCAUCUUCCCUGAGAUCCCCUUCUCCGGGACGCUGCGGCCCCUCUUCUCGCCCCUGUCCAGCAGCCCAACCCCGAUGACUAUCUGCCGGCCGAAAGGUGGGUCCGGGGACACCCUGGCUCCCCAGUGACUCGGGCCUUCCUGGAGGAGUCCUGUUGCCUCUCCUGCCCCUCCAGGCCACUGAGUGUUUUGUCCACUUGGAGGACCUGGGAGGAGGGAGUGUGUCCUUUGAGCAAGAGGAGGAACUCCUAGUGCCUUUCUGAGCCUGCGUGGGAGAAGCCCAAUUCUAGCACUCCAGGAAACUGCGGGAGGGUAUGGGGCAGGCUCUGUCCUCCUUGGGAGACCCCUCCAGCCACCGGGUGCUGCUUAAUGCCAACAGCCCUUACCAAAGCUGGGAGCCCCAUCGCCCCAGCAGCUCUGACCUGUGGUUCCAGAAGCCAAGAAAGCUCCACUGGGGCUUGCAGAAUCCAGGGUCCGCCUAAGCUGCACAAUUCCUGCAGCUUUGCCAGCCCCCCAAAACUACUGUGCACCCCACCUCUGAAGAUGCUGGGGGAGGCAGCCAGGAUGGGAGCCAGCCCCAUGCCUGUCUGUGACCCCACAGUGGGUGAGAGCCCGUCACAGUCCAGGGUGUGGCCGCUCUGGAAGAAUUAGGAGGCAGACGUCAUAAGAGUCUUCAGAUGAUGGGAGGGGCCAGUGAGGACAGGAACCGAGAGUAGAUGUCCCAGAAUAAAGAGGCUUCUGGGAGGUGCCCGGGUACAGAUGUCUGUUCAGCAGGUGUGUGGGCCUAGAGGAGACAGCACAGCCCAGAAAUGUCUUCUGCAGGCCCACGUUGUGACUUGAAGCUUUCAUGGGCAUGUCGCCAUUGGGUUUUGCCCUUGCAAAGACUUCCUAGGUCUCCAAUGGCCCCUCUGGACCCAGGGUCCCAGCUGCUGCUUGGGGAUGUGCACUGCUGGCCACCAGCCUUGCAGUCUCCCUACCCUGGGGAGGAGCAGUGGCUGCCCAGAGCCCAGGGCAUAUAGCAGAAGACACGAGUUGAUUUUUGUGUUGGGUUUGGGGUUUCUUUGUCCUCAAGGUACUGUUCUGCUUCUCUUUACCCCUCUGCUUUAUUUAUUGUAAGCAUUCCCACGUUAAAUAAACUUUGGCUGUUGUCUACAAGU
This is a messenger RNA of Mandrillus leucophaeus (drill), 2623 nucleotides long. RefSeq names its product tripartite motif containing 11 (gene TRIM11). Bases 169 to 1596 code for a protein of 475 amino acids. Lineage: Eukaryota; Metazoa; Chordata; Mammalia; Primates; Cercopithecidae. The transcript is spliced from 7 exons. The record is from RefSeq and is a predicted model, not a curated record. Gene Ontology annotation, molecular function: protein binding; zinc ion binding.